AUGGCGACCGACCAAUCAGCGCCCGCCGGCGGUCGCGAAAGGCAGCCGCCCGCCUAUGGGCGCCGGCGGAUGCCGCAAGCGCUGCCCCCCGCCAUGCCCCACCUCAUCGCCUUCAGGCGGGGCCGGGACCAGGGCGGGGGCUGGGAGGGCGGCCGCCUGCGGGACCCCCCCGCGCCCCCCCCCAGCCCCCCCCCGCCGCCCCCCGCCCCCACCCCCGGCGACGAGGCCCGACGCUUCUACGAGAGCCUGUGGGCCGAGGAGCCGCCCCCCCACGCGCCCCACGGCCAGACCCCCGCGCCCCCCACGGCCGAGCGGGGGGGCCCCCCCCAGGCGGGGGGAGGGGAGCCCCCACGGGCCCCCCACUUCUGCCCCACCUGCGGGACCCACUUCAGGGACCCCCCGGCGCGGCACCGCAGCUCCACCGCCCACCUGCUGGCGCGGGGGGGGGGCGCCCCCCCGCCCCUCCCCCCCUUCCACAUCCCCCCCACCAACUACUCCCCACCCCCCAACCGCCCCUGUGACCCCCAACGGCCCCCUGACCCCCAAGUGCCCCCCGGCCCCUCAAGUCCCCCCCAGGGCCUCCCCGACCCCCUCAGGACCCCCUCUGUGCCCCCCAAGUCCCCCCCAUCAUCCCCCACCUCUCCGGUGCCUACCAACUCCUCCCGGAGCAUUUUGGGGCCAAACAUGGCGUUUCCAGCCCAACGGCCGCCAGGGGGCGCCGGCGCUGGACGCCGCUUCCGCCCCGCACCUGACGUCACUUCCGCCCGCGCUUGA
Phalacrocorax carbo (great cormorant) is the source of this 774-nucleotide messenger RNA. Lineage: Eukaryota; Metazoa; Chordata; Aves; Suliformes; Phalacrocoracidae. The record is from RefSeq and is a predicted model, not a curated record.